GGGGAGGCGGGAAAUAGCCUAGUGGGUACCGGGCCGCGCGUUUCUCCUAUCUGGACUGUGGAGCGGUUCCGAAAUGGCGGUGCAGCCGAAGGAGACGCUGCAGCUGGAGGGCCCGGCCGAGGUCGGCUUCGUGCGCUUCUUCGAGGGCAUGCCAGAGAAACCGACUACCACGGUGCGCUUAUUCGACCGGGGCGACUUCUACACGGCGCACGGCGAGGACGCGCUGCUGGCCGCCCGCGAGGUGUUCAAGACCCAAGGCGUGAUCAAGUACAUGGGGCCGGCAGGAGCAAAGACUCUGCAGAGUGUUGUGCUCAGUAAAAUGAACUUUGAGUCUUUUGUAAAAGAUCUUCUUCUGAUUCGUCAGUAUAGAGUUGAAGUGUUUAAGAAUAGAGCUGGAAAUAAGGCAUCCAAGGAGAACGAUUGGUAUUUGGCAUUUAAGGCUUCUCCUGGCAAUCUUUCUCAGUUUGAAGACAUCCUAUUUGGUAACAAUGAUAUGUCAGCCUCCAUUGGUGUUGUGGGUGUUAAAAUGUCCACAGUUGACGGUCAAAGACAGGUUGGAGUUGGGUAUGUUGAUUCCAUACAGAGGAAGCUGGGACUGUGUGAGUUCCCUGAUAAUGAUCAGUUCUCCAAUCUUGAGGCUCUUCUGAUUCAGAUUGGACCAAAGGAGUGUGUUCUACCAGGAGGAGAGACUGCUGGUGACAUGGGAAAACUGAGGCAGGUUAUUCAGAGAGGAGGAAUUCUGAUCACAGAAAGGAAAAAAGCUGAAUUUUCUACAAAAGACAUUUAUCAGGACCUCAAUCGGUUGUUGAAAGGCAAAAAGGGAGAACAGAUGAAUAGCUCUGCUUUGCCAGAAAUGGAGAAUCAGGUUGCAGUUUCAUCAUUGUCUGCAGUAAUCAAGUUUUUAGAACUCUUAUCAGAUGAUUCAAAUUUUGGACAGUUUGACUUGACUACUUUUGACUUCAGCCAGUACAUGAAGUUGGAUAUUGCAGCGGUUAGAGCACUUAACCUUUUCCAGGGCUCUGUCGAAGAUACCACUGGCUCUCAGUCUCUGGCUGCAUUGUUAAAUAAAUGCAAAACCCCUCAAGGUCAGAGACUAGUCAACCAAUGGAUUAAGCAGCCUCUCAUGGAUAAGAACAGAAUAGAAGAGAGGUAAGUCAUUUAGUGUGCUUUUGU
Molecule: messenger RNA, 1173 nt
Organism: Castor canadensis (American beaver)
Lineage: Eukaryota; Metazoa; Chordata; Mammalia; Rodentia; Castoridae
Source: RefSeq, a predicted model, not a curated record